This is a messenger RNA of Apodemus sylvaticus (European woodmouse), 1013 nucleotides long. It is a transcript of the gene Foxb1, whose product is annotated as forkhead box B1. NCBI's taxonomy places the organism in Eukaryota, Metazoa, Chordata, Mammalia, Rodentia, Muridae. The transcript has a single exon. Gene Ontology annotation, biological process: cell differentiation; anatomical structure morphogenesis; regulation of transcription by RNA polymerase II. The record is from RefSeq and is a predicted model, not a curated record. The coding region runs from base 36 to 1013 and encodes 325 amino acids. Gene Ontology annotation, molecular function: RNA polymerase II cis-regulatory region sequence-specific DNA binding; DNA-binding transcription factor activity, RNA polymerase II-specific.
GACCAGUCCUCCGGGCCGCGCGGACCCUGAGCAAGAUGCCUCGGCCGGGCCGCAACACGUACAGCGACCAGAAGCCACCCUACUCCUACAUCUCGCUGACCGCCAUGGCCAUCCAGAGUUCUCCGGAGAAGAUGCUGCCGCUUAGCGAGAUCUACAAGUUCAUCAUGGACCGCUUCCCCUACUACCGGGAGAACACGCAGCGCUGGCAGAACAGCCUGCGCCACAAUCUCUCCUUCAACGAUUGCUUUAUCAAGAUCCCGAGGCGGCCAGACCAGCCGGGCAAGGGCAGCUUCUGGGCGCUACAUCCCAGCUGCGGAGACAUGUUCGAGAACGGGAGCUUCCUGCGGCGCCGCAAGCGCUUCAAGGUGCUCAAGUCGGACCACCUGGCGCCCAGCAAGCCUGCGGACGCCGCGCAGUACCUCCAGCAGCAGGCUAAGCUGCGGCUCAGCGCGCUGGCCGCCACGGGCACGCAUCUGCCGCAGAUGCCGGCCGCUGCGUACAACCUGGGCGGUGUGGCGCAGCCUUCCGGCUUCAAGCAUCCUUUUGCUAUCGAGAACAUCAUCGCAAGGGAGUACAAGAUGCCUGGGGGACUAGCCUUCUCUGCCAUGCAGCCGGUUCCGGCUGCCUACCCGCUCCCUAACCAGUUAACUACCAUGGGCAGCUCUCUGGGCACCGGCUGGCCACAUGUGUACGGUUCCGCAGGUAUGAUCGACUCAGCCACCCCCAUCUCCAUGGCGAGUGGCGACUACAGCGCCUAUGGAGUGCCGCUGAAGCCGCUGUGCCAUGCCGCGGGCCAGACGUUGCCCGCCAUCCCAGUGCCCAUCAAACCCACGCCGGCCGCAGUGCCCGCGCUGCCCGCGCUCCCCGCACCCAUCCCCACUCUGCUCUCGAACUCGCCGCCUUCGCUCAGCCCCACCUCCUCGCAGACAGCCACCAGCCAAAGCAGCCCUGCCACCCCUAGCGAAACUCUCACCAGCCCGGCCUCCGCCUUGCACUCGGUGGCCGUGCACUGA